UUCUCUCCUCUUUCCUCGAAGGCAAGACCGACCGCCCGCUCGCCCUCCCUAGCUCGGCGCUCUCCACCGCCGCUAGGGUUUCCACCGCCGCCGGCGAUGGGCGCCCUUACCGACAGCCGGAAGCGCCUCUCGGCGGACCACUGCCUCUCGGCCGACCACCGCCUCCCCUACCCCUCCUUUCCCCCGCCGUCCCUUACCCCUCCCUCCAAGCGGGCCAAGCUCGCCCCAUUCCCUGAGCUCGAUCCCUCCACCUCCACCGUCCCGCCUAUCCGUCCCUCUCCCCAAAUCAUCCACUCCACCGCCACGGCAUCCGCCUCCUCCACGCCGGGCCCUUCCUCCUCUUGUAUCACCACCGCUUCCACCCCGCUUCCGCAAAGGCGCCGACUCCCUCCGCCGCCGCCAAUCCAGCGCCCGAUCCACGCCCCCCAGCGGAACCUCCGCGUCUUCCGGCUUGGGGGCGCCGCACGGACCCACGCCGCCGGCUACUCGUGGUUCUCCCCGUCAUCACCCCCGCCUCGUUCUCUCGGACUCCAGCAGUUCGUUGAGCUCGUCAAAAGUGUCUCACACCCGGCACCGCCCACUCCCGCUGCCACAACCGAUGCUACGAGGCAGGCGGAGGCGGAGGCGGACGCGGUGCCCCUCGAGGUGAUCACCAUCGAGGAGGAUAAGGAGGUGAGGAAGCAGCAGGACGAGGAGGUGAGGGGGGGCGUGGUAGUGAGAAGGGGGCCAAUAUACAAGGAGCUGUACAAGGCGUCGCAACAGAAGCGGGAUGCCAAGCUCAAGACGCUCGAGUUUGAGGUGCGGCUCGCUGAGGAGGGCCGUCUUGGCCUUGAGCGGCUUGCCGAGGCCCUCCCGCGAAUUACGCCAAAGAAGGAGGAGGUGCCUGAACCUUUUGUUCCUCUUACUGAUGAGGACGAAGAAAUGGUCCGUCAGGCUCUUAAUGGCAAGAACAGCCGUGAGAGGUUAGCAUUACAUGAACCUUCAAAUAUUGUGAUAACGAGGGAGAUCCUGCAGUGCCUGAAUAACAAGGAAUGGCUAAAUGAUGAGGUUAUCAAUUUGUAUCUUGAUCUGCUUAAAGAGAGGGAACUAAGAGAACCUCGCAAGUUCUUAAAAUGUCAUUUCUUCAACACCUUUUUCUACAAGAAGCUGAUUUCAAGUGGGUAUGAUUAUAAAGCUGUUAGAAGAUGGACAACAAAAAGGAAGUUAGGGUACAGUCUAAUUGACUGUGACAAGAUAUUUGUUCCCAUACACAAGGAAGUCCAUUGGUGUUUAGCAGUCAUUAACAUAAGGGACAAAAAGUUUCAGUAUCUCGACUCACUUGGUGGCAUGGACAAGAAGGUCUUGAGUACCUUGGCCAAGUAUAUUGUGGAUGAGGUCAAAGACAAAAGUGGGCAACAGAUGGAUGUGCUCUCAUGGAAGCAUGAAGGUGUCAAAAACCUUCCUUUGCAGGACAAUGGAUGGGACUGCGGCAUGUUCAUGCUGAAAUACAUUGACUUCUACAGCAGAGAUAUGGACCUCAUUUUCGGACAGAAGCAAAUGCAUUACUUCCGCAGGAGGACAGCAAAGGAAAUACUGAGUUUGAGGGCUGAAUAAACCUUGGAGGACAUCAUAGGUCAUUUUGGCUAGGAUCAGAUAUUGGUUGGAAUAUGUACUUAACAAAAGGGCGCAGCGGCUUAAAGGUAUAGCACUGAGUGCAAGGAUUUUGAAAGUUAUCCGGUUGCACAAUGGCACCAUGUGAUGGUCAAGCAAUAAGUUGAAGGGAAUUGUGCAUGAGCAUAGCGGCACCUUUAAGUUUUGCCAAUGAGCCUUUGCGGGACAUAAAUGCGUAGUUUUCUGCUGGCAUUAGAUUGCAAUGAGAUUCCUCGGAGAUAGGGAGGUAUGGGUUAACUUGAAACUAUAUAUAUACCAGUGAUCUUGAGCAUCCUGUGAGCUGUGACCAAGUGAGCAACCACCGGGUUAGGCUGUAUGACCAGCCUCGGUGCAAAGUUUUGUGUAAUCCCUCAAAUCCUUUUCAUUUUAUUAUGUUUUUAUUUAUUCUUUUAAUAGUGCUACUUCCCUGAGCCUGUUACAAGUGUAUCUGGAAUGGCUGAUCCGCUAACUGUAGUUCUAGGCCUUCUUUGGCACAGCUGUAGCUCCUUGUACAGUGCACUGAGGAGCUAGAGCCGGAGCCAGUGAAGUGAAGGGCAUGUUGGGCUGAGCUUUUUCUGCUUGGAAGUUGAUUCUUUAUGAUAAGUGAUUCUCUAACUGAAAUUGAUUA
Molecule: messenger RNA, 2257 nt
Organism: Sorghum bicolor (sorghum)
Lineage: Eukaryota; Viridiplantae; Streptophyta; Magnoliopsida; Poales; Poaceae
Product: ubiquitin-like-specific protease ESD4
Exons: 9
Coding region: 97-1593 (498 amino acids)
Biological process (GO): protein desumoylation
Cellular component (GO): nucleus
Molecular function (GO): deSUMOylase activity
Source: RefSeq, a predicted model, not a curated record